UGGUAGUUCUGUGAGGCAAAGCCUUAGCAUGAACUGAAGUGAUUGGUGUGACUCAUGUAAUAGCAGCAAAUAUGAAAAGGGAGGACCGGGGAAGUGACUAUGAGUAAAGUGGACGUGAAAGUUGUUCUUUUGGGCAGUGAAUAUGUAGGUAAAACAAGUCUUCUUGAAAGAUAUGUCCACGACCGGUUUAGGAGUAAUCUCCCAUAUCAAAAUACCAUUGGCGCCGCCUUUGCAGCCAAGGUAGUGACUUUACGAGGGAAAAAAUUUACUGUUGGAGUGUGGGACACAGCAGGCAGUGAACGGUACGAGGCCAUGAGUCGCAUAUAUUACCGUGGAGCCAAAGCUGCUAUUGUAUGUUAUGAUAUUACUAACCGUGCUUCAUGGGAUAGAGCCAAAUUUUGGGUUAAUGAAUUAAGACGAUUUGAAGAGGACUGCAAAGUAUAUUUGUGCGGUACCAAAUAUGACACCGUUUCGGAAGGCACACCCCGACAAGUUGAAAUCGGGAUGGCGGAAAAAUAUGCAGAGGGCCUGCAAGCAAAUUUUAUAGAAACAUCAAGCAAAACUGGGUAUAAUGUUGAUAAGCUUUUUCAGAUGAUCGCUGAGGAUUAUCUAGACAGUCCGGAACCCAAUAAAAUUGAGGAGACAAUUACGCUCACUCAACUGAACAAGCGAAGAAACUGUUGUCCCUAAGUGUCAACAAAUUUUUCAAAUCCUCUGUCAGAAGAAUCCGUCUUAUCAUAAAGGCUGUGAAAAAUUAUAUAUUUUAUUACUGUAUGUGGAAGAGACAUUUUAUGUACCGCAUUAUGCAAUAUUUGUUCUAAAAGAGAGUAAUGUGGAUGGUACUUCAGAAGUUUUUGCUUUAAAUAGUAUUUUUAACAAUUGUUAUUCACAUGUUAUUUAUAAAAAGAUAUUUAUUAAAAUUAUUUUGCACAUUA
Schistocerca nitens (vagrant locust) is the source of this 935-nucleotide messenger RNA. RefSeq names its product ras-related protein Rab-24-like. The transcript has 5 exons. Bases 100 to 690 code for a protein of 196 amino acids. The record is from RefSeq and is a predicted model, not a curated record. NCBI's taxonomy places the organism in Eukaryota, Metazoa, Arthropoda, Insecta, Orthoptera, Acrididae. Gene Ontology annotation, molecular function: GTPase activity; GTP binding.